Rhinichthys klamathensis goyatoka is the source of this 3184-nucleotide messenger RNA. It is a transcript of the gene tbc1d2b, whose product is annotated as TBC1 domain family, member 2B. The transcript is spliced from 13 exons. Bases 86 to 2953 code for a protein of 955 amino acids. The record is from RefSeq and is a predicted model, not a curated record. Lineage: Eukaryota; Metazoa; Chordata; Actinopteri; Cypriniformes; Leuciscidae.
CAGCACGAGAAUGGAAGUCAUGUGACGUCAUGCGGAUGGAAACUUGUGUUCGCUAUCGCUGAUAGAGACGAAAGUCCAGAGAAAGAUGCAUGAAGAGGAUGACAGCGCUGCCAAUCCCAGCAGGAACUCUCGGAUCCUGGCGACCAAGUCCCUCGAUGUGCCCGAAUGCGAUGCCACGAAGGACCAGCAAUCCAAAUUAUGUGGCUACCUGAAUAAACUGACAGUGAAAGGGCCCCUGAGAGGCUUCAAAACGCGCUGGUUUGUGUACGACCCCAGGAAAUGUUAUUUGUAUUACUUUAAGACUCCUCAAGACGCCCUUCCACUGGGACACAUUGAGAUCGCGGAUGCUUGUUUCAGUUAUGAUGUAGAGGUCGAUGAGGGGCUUUUUGAGAUCCACACCGAGGGGAAGGAGUUCCUACUGAAGGCACCCAACAGGCAGGUGAUGCACUACUGGCUGCAGCAGUUACAGCAGAAACGAUGGGAGUUUUGUAACAUGUCUGGUCACAGAGACAGCUGGUGCUCCCCCACCCCGUUUCAUCCACAUACGGGCCUGGUGGCCAAAGAUGCAGAAGCAAUGCUCAACGAGAAGCCCAACGAGAGCAUGGAAAGUGUUCGGAAUGACUUUGCUUUGGAGAUGGACAAUGAUGGGCUGGUCGGGCUCCAGUCAUCACGUAACCCUGUGGCACAACCUACCGCCGCUCUCAACUCCCUCCGACACUGGGGCUCUGGGCUCAGAAAUAGCAUGUCUCACCUGCGGCCCGGCCGAGGAGGAGAGAACAGACGCAGUGUGUUUUACACAGCCAGCAAUGAGGACUGGGAAAUGGUGGAUCCUCCAACCAAGGACGCACCGGAUCACAAAUCCCCAUCAGACAGCCAGCGCCGGGAGAGCCCAUCUCACUUUAACCGAUACUCCAUUGGCUCAGCGUUCACAUUUGAUUUCCGCAACCCCUCGAGGAUGAAACGGCCCUUUCACGUGGGCUCUGGCAAAGUUAACCGCAGCGCCGAGAGCUCGCCGGUUGAGUGUAAUGGGACCAAGACCUCCGAACUGCAGCUCUGUAUUCAGACCCAGCAGGAAGAGAUCAACCGGUUGCAGGAGCAAGAGAACAACCUCAGAGAGGAACUCGCCAGUCAGAAGGAGUUGGUUUGUCUUCUCCAACAAACACUACGUAGCUCCCAAUGCGAUUGGCGUUCCAAAGUGCCUCCUGGGAACAUGGAGCCUCACAAUCAUAACGAAGAAGAGACUGAGGUGGACAAAGCCCUGACAGAGCGGGACACCCAGAUCAAAGAUCUCUGUGGUCAUAUGGAGAGGCUAGCCUUGGAGAAGGAGAGUCUUCAACAGGAGUUGAAAGGUUUGAAGAUCAAAAUCGGGGAGAUAAAUGAACAGCUGGGCAUGCUCAUGGAGACCAUUCAGGCCAAGGACGAAGUCAUCAUAAAACUUUCCCAGCAGAGUGACGAAGGAGGAACCCAGUCAGCUGAAUGCAACUCACCUAGUGCAACUAGGGAACAACAAGAGUUGGACAGCUUGAAGGACAGUCUUCAUGGCUACAAAUCCCAAAAUAAAUUCUUGAACAAAGAAAUUCUCGAGUUGACAGUCUUACGAAGAAAUGCUGAAUCCAGAGAGAAAGUGCUAGAGGCAAAGUACAACAGUUUGGAGGCCAAGAUGUGUCAGGUGGAGAGCAAGUACCUGGUUCUACUACAGGAAGUGAAGACUCCUGUGUGCUCCUCCUCAGAGCAGACCCAUAGUGGAGAGGUCAUCACCCGCUUACUAGAAGAUGCGCUACAGGUGGAGAGUGCAGACCAGCAGGAGCACCCUAUCCUCAAACCCAACGCUGUCAGUGAAUAUGACAUUUUUGGCUUCAAAACUGUCCCGGAGGAGGAAGAUGAGGAGGAAAAAAUUGAAGCAAAAAAGAGAGCGCUGGACCUGAAGUCUCUCUCCCUGACAGACCAGGAGACAUCAGUCAGAGUGAAGUGGGACAACUACCUGGCCAUCACCAUGAACAGAGAGAUGGUUCGAUCUCCAGAGCUGAAGGCGCUGAUGCGAAGUGGAGUGCCCCAUAUCCACCGUUCCAAGGUGUGGAUCUGGUGCGUGAGCUACCAUGUGAAGAAGAUUCGUGACAACCAGCCGAAAGACUAUUACCAAAACCUUCUGUGCACGGCGAACGAUAAACCCAACCCGGCCUGCAAGCAAAUAGAGCUCGAUCUUCUGCGAACGCUCCCAAACAACAAGCACUAUGCCUCUCCUGACUCAGAUGGCAUCCAGAAACUCAGGAACGUGCUACUGGCUUUUUCUUGGAGGAAUCCAGAUAUCGGCUACUGCCAAGGCCUCAACAGGCUGGCAGCUAUUGCUCUUCUGUAUUUGGACCAAGAAGAUGCUUUCUGGUGUCUCGUGGCCAUUGUGGAGGUUUUCAUGCCACGUGACUAUUACACUAAAACACUGCUAGGCUCACAGGUAGAUCAGCGUGUGUUUAAGGACCUGAUAUACGAGAAGUUACCCAGGCUUCAUGCUCAUUUUGAGCACUAUAAGGUAGACUUCUCUCUCAUCACCUUCAACUGGUUCCUGGUUGUGUUUGUGGACAGUGUGGUCAGUGACAUCCUCUUCAAGAUCUGGGACGCUUUUCUCUAUGAGGGACCCAAGAUAAUGUUCCGAUUUGCUCUUGCGCUCUUCAAGUACAAAGAAGAGGAAUUUCUAAAGCUCCAGGAUCCCAUGACCAUUUUCAAGUACCUUCGGUACUUCACACGUACCAUCUUGGAUGCAAGGAAGUUGAUGAGCAUGGCCUUUGUGGACAUGAACCCAUUCCCACUGAGGCAGAUCCAGAACCGCCGCACAUUCCACCUGGAGAAGGUCCGCCUGGAGCUGACCGAGCUGGAAGCCAUCCGUCAGACCUUCCUGCGGGAGAGAGACACCACCCUGGACGGCCGCACACUCAUCAGUGACGACGACGAGGACAGCUGAACCACGGCCAAUGAGGGAACAAAACCUGCUAAGCAUUAGCCAAUCACAAUGUGUCUUAUAUCUUUCAAUGUAUUUCAUUCAACAAACUGUGACUCCGAGAGACCAAAGAACAGUAUUCCUUUUGAUUAAUCAAAAAUGGAUGCAUUUUUUUCAUUGUCUUUUCAUUGCUUGACCAAUAUUCCAUCCAUUUGUACACAUGGACCAAAAUCAGUAUUAAAGUACUUGCAUUUA